Molecule: messenger RNA, 405 nt
Organism: Suillus subaureus
Lineage: Eukaryota; Fungi; Basidiomycota; Agaricomycetes; Boletales; Suillaceae
Exons: 5
Coding region: 1-405 (134 amino acids)
Source: RefSeq, a predicted model, not a curated record
AUGGGUUUCCUCGACGCCUUCACUAGCUCUCAGUCCCAGUACGACGAGUUCCAAAGCUCAGAUGCACCUCACCAAGCUAAGUUAAGCCACGAACUCCUUGGUGGUGCCGUCGCGUUCGAGGCUGCCAAGGCUUACGAAGAUCACUGUGCCCGGAAUGGCCAGCCCCAAAGCCACGCUUUGGCCAAGGAACUUUUCGCUGGUUUUGCCGGAGCUGCCGUUGACCGCUUGGUCGAGACGAAGGGUGCUGACGCGUGGUCUGCGCAUCAGAGGAAGCAAGCGCGCGAGCAUGGUAUGGAUUUCUUUUGCCACAUCGUGAUUUAUUUUGACGACAAGUUACUUGAAGCUCAGACGCAGAUCGACGAAACAUUCACCGAAGAUGUUUACGUGAACCAGCAGUCUUACUAG